Messenger RNA from Lottia gigantea (owl limpet), 471 nucleotides. RefSeq lists its product as hypothetical. The coding region runs from base 1 to 471 and encodes 156 amino acids. The transcript has a single exon. NCBI's taxonomy places the organism in Eukaryota, Metazoa, Mollusca, Gastropoda, Lottiidae. The record is from RefSeq and is a predicted model, not a curated record.
AUGGUAGUAUACAAAGGAGACCUAUCCCAUGUCGGCAAUUUUCAACAAUUAAUGUUAGAGUUACGAGCCCAAGGCUUACCACAACAAGUUCGCAAUUUUUCUGGUGAGGGUGGUAAAAGGUUUUCUGAGUGGAUUAGGGAUAUUGGAAAGGCAGGCGUCUCGGUUAGUGCCAAUGAUUCAAGGUUAGUUGGACUCGCUCUACAGACAUCUACGGGGUUAGCAGGCAAUUUCGUAUUACGGCAUAUUAAAGCAAAUCCUAAUAUUUCUUCGCGCGAUUUAAAGGCUAUUUUGUCGGCUCGCUUUAGUGAUCAUUCUGACCAACAGUUUACUCUACAAAAGUUGCGCAGGGCCAAGCAGAGUCAUGGUGAAUCGGUACAGGCAUUUGGUGAUAAAUUAAUUAAUUUGGCGGAUGAUGCUUAUAAUUUAUUGCAUACCCUUUCAUUCAGUCGCAUUUGGUUGACGUUUUUGUAG